Molecule: messenger RNA, 1665 nt
Organism: Chara braunii
Lineage: Eukaryota; Viridiplantae; Streptophyta; Charophyceae; Charales; Characeae
Source: the annotation of a GenBank genome assembly
AGYUGGUCCCACCGUUGAACCAGCCUCUCCACGUGCAAGAUUCAAGCGUAUGCGCGGCAGUUCCACCGUCGGACAACGAACCGGUCGCUUCGUCGGCCCUUCUAUCAGAGGAUCCGUCAACUUGGAUGAGACUUGAGGAUCUCGAUCCGUUGACGGUUGAGGACUUCCAAUGGUUGCCUCUUCCCUCCACCGGUUCCUUGCCAACUCCGCAUUGCAAUGCCCUAAUGGCACAUCUAYGCGAAUACUUGCACGCUGCAGUACCACCUACGUCGACGRAYGACGGAGUAGCGGUUGUUGAUCUUUGUAAYUAUCUUGCGAAGAUCGACCGCGAGUACGCAAYGCAACAGUACGCCGACAACGACGCGCCGCUCCUCUACAUCCGYAUUCAGAUCGGAAAGGCGACCUGCAGUGCCUUGAUCGAUUGUGUAGCGACUCGCAACUACAUCAGCCAAGACUUCAUGGCACGCGCCGGGCUCGGCCCGCGCGUUCGAAGGAAAAGUCAGCCUAYGCACGUCACGUUGGCCGAUGGUCACACGCAAAAGUCAAUUGACCGAUGCGUUGACUCGGUGCCCGUGUACUUUGCCCCGCUAGCAAGCGAGGCCGUGUCUUUUGACAUAUUGGACMCCAAGUUCGAUAUGAUYCUAGGCAUGUCAUGGCUGCAAAGCAAAGACCACCCGGUGAACUUCCAUYGCCGCACCGUUCACGUUCGUGAUCGGCGUGGUGAACUAGUCCCGUGUACGGUGYCGCUUYSUCAUCCUUCGAUUGGUUGUCACGUGGUAUCCGCGGGGAGCAUUCGCCAAUCCAUCCGACGGGAYGACAUCGAGGAGAUGGCCAUAUGUUUUCUUCACGCCCUCCCACSCGGUGAUCAGCCCAAGACGGACACGUCGAACCCACGCAUCAUUGAGCUGUUGGACARCUAUGAGGAUGUCUUUCAAGCUCCCGUCGGAGUCAUACYGGAUCGGCCCAUACGCCACGGGAUCACUCUCGAGGAYGGCGCCGUACCUCCGCGCGGAUGUAUCUACCGCAUGAUCGAAGAGGAACUACAAGUGCUUCGGGCACAACUASACGACCUUUUGGCCAAGGGCUGGAUUCGCCCUAGCUGUUCGCCAUACGGUGCUCCCGUUCUCUUCAUCCGGAAGAAGAACAAGGACCUAKGKUUGUGCAUCGACUAUCGUAAACUCRAUGCACAAACGAUCAAGAACGCCGGCCCUCUCCCUCGGAUCGAUGAUCUUCUYGACUUACUCAGCGGCGCCAAGUACUUCUYGAAGCUUGACCUCAAGUCCGGUUAUCACCAGAUCGAGAUUCAGCCAAGAGAUCRGUACAAAACCGCUUUCAAGACGCGGUAUGGGCACUUUGAGUGGAUCGUCAUGCCUUUCGGUCUCACCAAUGCCCCGGCUACUUUCCAAGCGGCUAUGAUGACGGAAUUCCGCGACUUACUCGACCGCUCCGUACUCGUUUACCUCGAUGACAUCUUGGUUUAUAUUCGGUCGCUGGACGAGCAUCUCGAGCACCUUCGCGCCGUAUUGGAGCGGCUUCGUAUCGCCAAGUACAAGGCGAACCGCGACAAGUGCGAGUUUGCCCAGCAAGAGCUGGAGUACUUGGGCCAUUAGAUCACGCCGCAAGGCAUUCGUCUGCUCGCGGACAAGUUACAAGCUAUUCAAGAUU